AUGUCUGCCCCCGCUCAGAAGUUCAAGGUCGCUGACAUCUCCCUGGCCGCCUUCGGUCGCCGGGAGAUCGAGCUCUCCGAGGUCGAGAUGCCCGGUCUCAUGGCCAUCCGUGAGAAGUAUGGUGGUGACCAGCCCCUCGCUGGUGCCCGUAUCGCCGGUUGCCUGCACAUGACCAUCCAGACCGCUGUCCUCAUUGAGACCCUCGUUGCCCUCGGUGCUGAGGUUACCUGGACAUCCUGCAACAUCUUCUCCACCCAGGACCACGCUGCCGCCGCCAUCGCUGCCGCCGGUGUCCCUGUCUUCGCCUGGAAGGGUGAGACCGAGGAGGAGUACCAGUGGUGCCUUGAGCAGCAGCUGUUUGCCUUCAAGGACAACAAGAAGCUCAACCUCAUCCUUGACGACGGUGGUGACCUGACCUCCCUCGUCCACUCCAAGCACCCCGAGAUGCUCGAGGACUGCUUCGGUGUCUCUGAGGAGACCACCACCGGUGUUCACCACCUGUACCGCAUGCUGAAGGAGGGCAAGCUCAAGGUCCCCGCCAUCAACGUCAACGACUGUGUCACCAAGUCCAAGUUCGACAACCUGUACGGUUGCCGUGAGUCCCUCAUCGACGGUAUCAAGCGUGCCACCGAUGUCAUGAUCGCUGGUAAGGUCGGUGUCGUUGCCGGUUACGGUGAUGUCGGUAAGGGUUGCGCCCAGGCCCUGCACUCUAUGGGUGCCCGCGUCCUCGUCACUGAGGUCGACCCCAUCAAUGCCCUCCAGGCCGCCGUCCAGGGUUACGAGGUCACCACCAUGGAGGAGGCCGCUAAGAUCGGUCAGAUCUUCGUCACCACCACUGGCUGCCGUGACAUCCUGGUUGGCCGCCACUUCGAGGCCAUGCGCAACGACGCCAUUGUCUGCAACAUUGGUCACUUCGACAUUGAGAUCGACGUUGCCUGGCUCAAGGCCAACGCUCAGUCCGUUCAGAACAUUAAGCCCCAGGUUGACCGCUACCUUCUGAACGGCAAGCACAUCAUCCUUCUGGCUGAGGGUCGUCUGGUCAACCUGGGCUGUGCCACCGGUCACUCUUCCUUCGUCAUGUCCUGCUCCUUCUCCAACCAGGUCCUUGCCCAGAUCGCUCUGUUCAAGGCCGAGGACGCCGCUUUCGGCAAGAAGUACAUCGAGUUCGGUGCUGGCGGCAAGAAGGAUGUCGGCGUCUACGUUCUGCCCAAGGCUCUGGACGAGCAGGUCGCUCGCUGCCACUUGGACCACGUCAACGCCAAGCUGACCCAGCUCACCCCUGUCCAGGCUGAGUACCUCGGCCUGGAGGUUGCCGGUCCCUACAAGAGCGAGAUCUACCGCUACUAA
Messenger RNA from Penicillium argentinense, 1347 nucleotides. Its product is annotated as adenosylhomocysteinase. The record is from RefSeq and is a predicted model, not a curated record. The transcript is spliced from 4 exons. Gene Ontology annotation, cellular component: cytosol. The coding region runs from base 1 to 1347 and encodes 448 amino acids. Gene Ontology annotation, biological process: L-methionine cycle. Gene Ontology annotation, molecular function: adenosylhomocysteinase activity. Lineage: Eukaryota; Fungi; Ascomycota; Eurotiomycetes; Eurotiales; Aspergillaceae.